Molecule: messenger RNA, 1119 nt
Organism: Psilocybe cubensis
Lineage: Eukaryota; Fungi; Basidiomycota; Agaricomycetes; Agaricales; Agrocybaceae
Exons: 14
Coding region: 1-1119 (372 amino acids)
Biological process (GO): magnesium ion homeostasis
Cellular component (GO): intracellular membrane-bounded organelle
Source: RefSeq, a predicted model, not a curated record
AUGGGGCUCGAUGACUUGCACCUGCGCGUACUUGCAACAUCCUCGGAAGACUUGAAGGAAAAGAGAAACGCCCAGAAAGUUUUGAAAUUGAUGCAAAAAGGGCGGCACUGGGUUCUUGUGGUACUGUUGUUAGGAAAUGUGAUCAUCAACGAAAGUUUGCCAAUCUUUUUGGAUAGCGCCUUGGGUGGAGGAGUCGCGGCUAUUGUUAUUUCUACCGCUGCUAUCGUUGUUUUCGGAAUCAUUCCCCAAGCUGUGAGCGUGAGGUACGGAUUGGCCGUCGGUGCGACGUGUGCCCCUUUGGUGCUCUCGAUGAUGUACAUCUUCGCUCCCAUCGCUUGGCCCAUAGCUAAACUUCUCGACUAUGUGCUUGGUGCUGGAGAGCAUCACACGUACAAGAAAGCUGAAUUGAAGUCCUUCCUGCAGUUCCACCGGACCGGUGAAGAGCCGCUUCGUGAUGAUGAAAUUGCCAUCCUGAACGGCGUUUUAGAGUUGAACACUAAGAACGUUGAGACUAUUAUGACCCCUCUCAAGGAUACCGUCAUACUGAGUGCGGAUACGAUCUUGGAUCAUAAAGCCGUCGAUGCAAUCAUGUUGAGCGGCUAUUCGCGGUUCCCCGUCCACGAACCCGGAAAUCCGCUCUCCUUCGUUGGUCUUCUGCUCAUUAAGAAGCUCCUUACCUACGAUCCCAGCAAAGCUCUUCCUGUCUCUGCUUUUCCAUUGGGAAUCCUGCCUGAGGCCCAUCCAUCCAUUAACUGCUUCCAGGCUUUGGACUACUUCCAAACAGGUAGGGCGCAUUUGCUUUUGAUCAGCCGUACGCCUGGUGUUGCUGGAGGUGCGAUCGGUGUCAUCACACUCGAAGACGUCAUCGAGGAAAUUAUCUCGGAGGAGAUUGUGGACGAGACAGAUAGGUAUGAAGACAACCAAAGUAAAAGACGCGCUAAACGGGCCACGACGGCUGCUGUCAUGCGAGGCAUCGUGGAACGCCAGAGACGCGCCACACAAGACUCAGAAAGGACGCCACUAUUGGUCGACACGUCAAUACCGAACGCUUCACAAGAAGGAAAUACUUUAUACGGGACUACGAACGGAGUAGUCAGCGAGUCACCGAAAGAUUCGUAA